CAAACCGUAUGGGAGGAGGUCGUUUAUAAGCAUCCCAUGGCAGCGCGAUCACAGCAGCCGCUUUGCAUGAUUACGCUGCACCUCCAGUCCAGAACAGACAAGUCGCGAUCCACUCUCUUCAUAGCUUCGGCGCAAUCCCAGGCAAUCCUUUCGACACUGGGUACAAUGCAGGCCAUCGGCUCCUUGCAUGCAUAUCAGCAUCUCAUCUGAUUUGUGCGGUGAUAUCGAAUAGCUACACUACGCCACUAGGCACAGCAGAUUUACGGUUGGCACAUUGCGCUAGUCGCUAAUAAUGCCUACUUUCCGAAUGACUAGGGGUGGCCACUCGCCCGGGUCGGUUGGGUCAGGAACACCAAAAGUGAGCAUUCACACGCGUAUCUCGGCUAAGCAGAUUCCCCGG
Molecule: messenger RNA, 400 nt
Organism: Cucurbitaria berberidis CBS 394.84
Lineage: Eukaryota; Fungi; Ascomycota; Dothideomycetes; Pleosporales; Cucurbitariaceae
Exons: 1
Coding region: 37-210 (57 amino acids)
Source: RefSeq, a predicted model, not a curated record